Messenger RNA from Chara braunii, 835 nucleotides. Lineage: Eukaryota; Viridiplantae; Streptophyta; Charophyceae; Charales; Characeae. The record is from the annotation of a GenBank genome assembly.
UAGGACGAGGAACAUCGCGAGUGGUUUGAGUAUUUGGAGCUGAUGAUCGUUCAAGCUUGGAGGACCGACGUGGAAGGCGAUCUUCUCGGAUUCCUGUUCGGAUCGGUGCGCCCCAGUCAUCGCCAGUCGAUCACCUUAGAGCUGACGGUUCCCCUUGCGCAGUUAGUAGGCGACCUCCCACUUGAGAUCGUCUCACAGAGUGACGAGAGCCCGGUUCCGCAUGUCCUCACGCGAACUCUAACACCUUAUCUUCGGUGGUCGGCGUGCCUGGAGGAGCCAGGAACUAGCCGCAACCCGCCGUCGCAGCGGGAUUAUCUGGACCCACGGGAGAUCAUCGAUCUCGCCUUUUUCCAAGAUCGGGCGGCCUCCGAGGACGAAGAAAUAGAGAUCGAGGAAGAGAGCGUUGAAGAAGAAGAAGCCGCCGAAGAGGACGAGGAGGAAGAAACCCCAGAGGAAGGCAGUUAUAGUGAGCACAGCGAGGGAGAGCAGAGUGAAGACGAGGAAGAAGAAGAGGAGCUAGAACUGGAGAAGUCUGAGUGGGAGGUCUUGGCGGAGGAGCUCGAGCGAAUAGAAGCGGAGCAGGCGGAAGACCCCGAAGCGACGCGCAAAAGAGACGAAAUCGUGGCCGGGAAACAACAGCUGGAGUUCGCCAGCGCGGCAAAUCUGCCGAUCACUAACGAUCCGGCCCUCGAUCCCGAGCCGCCUAAGCCUGAGAAUGGAGAACAGGCCGAGACUUCGAGUGCACCGGCAGGACGGUGACAAAGCCGAUCCUCCUCCCCCUCCGCCUCCGACCGUCCAUCAGUUCAAGCCCGUACUGAUACGGGGCAUCGGGCUU